AUGGUCGACACUAGCUACCUUGCGCAGCAGGUCAACAACAGUAUUGGCCAGCUCCACGGUCUCUUCGAUGAGAUCGGUGUUCCUGAUCAUGAGCGUGAAGCUCGAGAGUCUGAGCUCUUCUCAGCACUAUCCGAGGCCCUCAACAGCCAAGUGCGACUCGUCAACUCAGAAAAGAAGGAAAUGAUUGAAGAAGCAAAGAAGAUCAUUACCAUCAUCCAUCAAAUGGAAGCCUCGCUCGACGACACAAAUCGCCGCCGCUCUCAAGAGGACGACGAGCUCACCAUCACAUAUCCUUUAAUGCGAUGCCUUCAACAACUAAGGGAGAAGCACACACAAAUCAGUCGCAUCCACAAGGAGCGAUUCGAACAAGUCAAGAAACUCGUAGUGGCACUCGAGUCCUACUCUUCGCAUCUCGAACCCACCUUUGUCCAGAUCCCAUUACCCCCUACAGGCCCAAAUCAAUCCAUCCCUGCCAACUUCGACCUUUCUGCCACCUAUGUCGACAAGCUUGACAGCGAGUUCACACGAGUUUAUGAGGAGUAUUCUCGUCGUAUUGCUACAGUUCAAGCCCUUGCCGACCAGACGAUUGGACUCUGGGCAGAGCUUGGCAUUCCCCAAGCGCAACAAGAUGGUGCCAUUGUAAAAUACUACCGCGAUGCUCCCGAGCAGCUUGGUCUACAUGAGGAAGACAUCAACCGUCUCCGUGCCAAGCGUGACAGACUCUCCGACGAGAAGAAGAACCGAGAGAAGAAGCUCAACCAGCUCAGGGCUGCUGUUGAAGCUCUCUGGAUCAAGCUCGGUGUUGAUGAGAGUGAAACCAAGCCAUUCCUUAACGCGAACCGGGGUUGUGGUGUUCGACAGAUCAACGAGUUUGAGGAUGAGCUUGCUCGUCUAAACGAACUCAAGCGCCAAAACCUUCACCUUUUCGUCGAGGACACUCGCAUCAAGCUUCAAGAACUCUGGGAUGCGCUCUACUUCAGCGAGGAUGAGAUGCUUGAGUUCACACCUGCCUUUUCCGAUGUCUACAGUGAUGCUCUUCUGGAGGCUCAUGAACGUGAGGUUGCCCGCCUUGAAACUCUCAAGGAACAGCGAGCCCCCACUCUUGCUUUGAUCGACAGAUACAAGACUCUUGUGAAGGAGCGCGAUGAUCUCGCUGCAUCCAGUCAAGAUGCCUCGAGACUCAUGGGUCGUGGCCAGAAGGGUGAGAAGCGAGACCCUGGCAAGCUGCUCCGCGAGGAGAAGAUGCGAAAGCGCAUUGCCAAGGAACUGCCCAAGAUCACCGCUGAGCUGCGCAAGAUACUUUCCAAGUGGGAAGACGAGUAUGGACGAUCGUUUCUUGUUUUCGGCGAGAGGUUCCUGGACGAGAUCGAGGCUGCUGAUAAUUCCAAGACGAGCGGACUACCACCGCGCUCCAAAACCCCUGCUGGCCCUCCGCCCUCAACUGCCAAACCACCCAAGGCAGUACCCAGCCGAAUCAAUACCAAGUCUGUCCCUCCUCGAUCCAUGACCAGAACUCCUACCACUGCCGCGCCUCCCAUGCGCCCCGGACACCAGACACAUGCCUCCACAUCCAGUAUUCCUCUCAGCCCCGCAAGAAGCCCGUCGCGAAUCCCAGCGCGAGUUCCUUUGUCCAACAUGAAGCACGGAAACAACUCUCCCGAACGCCCUCGGGCCGAGUCCUGUGCUGAUGUCUACCGACCAGGCCAGUCCAUGAUGAGAGCGCCUCCACCCAAGAUGCGCGAUUUGAUGGCUCAGGCUGAGUUUGAAGCUCCCAUGAACCCCUACAAAUCAGUCGGCCUUGCUACUAGCAUUGUUCGCCAAGUCGAGCCAGAGGACGUUUACGACGACCGUCCACGAACGGCUCGAUCCAACUCUGAUAAUUCUCAGUACAGCUACCCGAGCAACACCUCUCACUACAGCAGCCACCCAAGCUUUAGCGAGGAAAGCUUCCACGAUCCCUAUGCUACUAUCCGCUCACAAGGUUACCGUCCAAUGGCUCCUCCCCCUCCCCGACAGAUCUCUGGUGAAUCUAUGGCCUCCACCAAUAUCUCAGGGUCUGAGAAUUGGGAAACCUACGAUGACACCAGCGAACCUGAAGUCGAUGUCUCUGAUGCCUACUAUGCUAGGCUAAAAGCUGCUCGAACCAAGAGAUUCUCCCCAGAGCAAACCCGUCCGGCAAGCAGUCAAUCUAAACGCAUACGCGGAAUACCUCCGCAAGGGUCUUACAAUGGACCUGUUAUGAUUGACCAGGACGGAAACCGCAUCAUCUCUGGCAGCGAGUGGACUGACGAGGAUGCCUACUAA
This is a messenger RNA of Fusarium coffeatum, 2304 nucleotides long. RefSeq lists its product as uncharacterized. Gene Ontology annotation, molecular function: microtubule binding. NCBI's taxonomy places the organism in Eukaryota, Fungi, Ascomycota, Sordariomycetes, Hypocreales, Nectriaceae. Gene Ontology annotation, cellular component: spindle; cytoplasm; mitotic spindle midzone. Gene Ontology annotation, biological process: mitotic spindle midzone assembly; microtubule cytoskeleton organization. The record is from RefSeq and is a predicted model, not a curated record. The coding region runs from base 1 to 2304 and encodes 767 amino acids. The transcript has 3 exons.